CACCUCCGAUUGACCCCUCCACUGCCACUCUGGAGACACGUCAGUCCUCAUAGGCGGAAGCCAGCAAUCUCAGCGCCUCCCAUUGGCUCAGGCUCACUAUCACAACGCCCUCUCUGAAAGCAGGCGGAGGCCCGGCUGUCCGCACGAAGAGGGAUCACAUGUGUCUUCUUUUGUUAAUGAAGAUCUCCCCAGGAACAGAUAAGUCAGCCUGCCUGCUUUCAAAAUAGAUACCUGGAUGCUAGCAGCCCCAGAAAUACCUCGCAACUGUCCAGUAAAUCAUGUUGCUGCCUCCUCUGAGCAUCCUGUUUGGAUUGGCUGCCUACUGUUCAUCUUUAGAUAAUGGUUUACUGAGGACGCCACCAAUGGGCUGGCUGUCUUGGGAACAUUUUAGAUGCAAUACUGAUUGCAAAACUGAUCCUGAAAACUGCAUCAGCGAGCACUUGAUCAAAAGUAUGGCAGACAAGAUGACAGAAGAUGGAUGGAAGGAGCUGGGUUAUGAAUAUGUGAACCUUGAUGAUUGCUGGUCUGCAAAGGAAAGGGAUUCACAGGGUAGGCUUCAGCCAGACCCAGACAGGUUUCCAAGUGGUAUUAAAGCCCUUGCUGAUUAUGUUCAUUCCAAAGGGCUGAAAUUUGGAAUUUAUAGUGACCUGGGUAACUACACCUGCAGUGGCUACCCUGGCACCACACUGGACACCAUUGAUACAGAUGCCAAAACAUUUGCAGAAUGGGAAGUUGAUAUGCUGAAGCUCGAUGGCUGCUAUUCCAACUCAUCUGUUAAAGCGAUAGGCUACCCAAAGAUGAGCAUUGCUCUGAAUAAAACAGGAAGACCUAUUGCUUAUUCAUGUAGCUGGCCAGCCUAUGAAGGAGGGCUUCCCCCAAAGGUAAAUUAUACCAUACUUGGUGAAAUUUGUAACCUCUGGAGAAAUUUUAUUGACAUCCAGGAUUCCUGGGAGAGUGUUCUAAAUAUUAUUGAGUGGUAUGGAAAUAACCAGGAUAAACUGCAACCUGCAGCUGGCCCAGGAAGAUGGAACGAUCCAGAUAUGCUGAUUAUUGGUAACUUUGGCCUGAGUUAUGAGCAGUCAAAAGUGCAGAUGGCAUUGUGGGCAAUCAUGGCAGCCCCUCUCUUUAUAUCCAGUGAUUUAAGGACAAUCUCUGAGGAUACCAAGUACAUCUUGCAAAACCAGCUGCUAAUUUAUAUAAAUCAAGAUUCUCUGGGAAUUCAGGGACAGCGUAUUAUGCAGAGCCAUCAUUUUGAAGUAUGGAAGAGAAUCCUGGUCAAUGGACAGUUUGCAGUAGCAGUUAUGAACAAUGGCACUGAAGGAAUACCGAGACUUUUUGAAACCAAUUUAGCACUGAUGGGUAUCCUGGAUUGCAAGGAAGGAUACAAGAUCUACGAUGUUUUGGAGCAAGUGUUCUUAGGAGAUUUUGCACUGAAUACAACUCUUAACAUAAAAGUUACUCCAACUGGGGUAGUCUUGCUGUUUCUCAGGCCUCUGUGUUCUUUCACCGACUUUACAAAACCAGUCUUGAGAGCCUAAGCACUUGUACUGCUAUAAAGAGAUGUUAACUAGGGUAAUUACAAUCGAGUUCACUGUGGAUGGGAGCUAGAGUAUAGGAGUUUUGUAUCAGAAAGAUAUCAGAUGCAUUAUCUAAAAUGCAUUUGAAAUGUCUGUCAUCUUUCAACUAUUACUAGACAAGUAAGUUCUUGAAGCUGCUUGAAGUGCUGCUGUAAGUUCUAUAUUAAAUAUAUUCCUCAAGGAAUAGGUUGGGUGUGCAGAAGAGAAGAAAAUAGCAUUUUCUGAGCAGUACAAAAACCAAGUGGCUGAUCUUUGUUUGUUUAAAAGCAAACAAACAAAGAGCCACUUUGAACCCUUCAGACCUUUCCUUAGAUAGAUAUGGAAAUAUAGUACAUAUACCUUUAUUUAGAGACACCACAGAGAUUGCUAGACCUGAAAUAUAAUAGUCUCUCCUUUUCUCUCACCACUUUUUUUUUUCUUUACACUGAGUUUCAGGAUGUUCCCCAACUGAUGAUGAAGAAAUUAUGUAUUUCAUAAUGAAGACUGCAGUCCAAUAGGAGCUAAAUGAACUUAGAUAGUUAACAAGAUAUUUAAAAGAUAUUAAAAUGAGAGCACAUAUGUGCUACCUGAGGAAGAAUGUGGUCCUUAAACUUUUGGCCAUUCAGCCACAUGAUUGAGAACAAACCUAAGAUGCUAGGCUUUUGCUGCAACUUGUAUUUAAGAAACAAAAUGUGAUAUUAGGACUUCCAUAGUCUCCCUUUCUGCCAGCUCUGUAUUUAAGAGCCAAACAAACACAAGGCUUGAAGGCAGUUUCAGACUAUGCAGACCUUUUCCUGGGGCAGUGGUAUUUAUGGAGUUUUCUUAAUAACAGGACAUAUAGAAUACAAGUUGUUUGGGUGUUGGCUUGUGGUGCAGACUCCAUUCUAUUUUGGGGCUGUCAGCUUUGAUAGAGCAUUUCUUUAAAAGAUUACAGCUUUAUUCUCUGCAUAAGCAGCUGAAAGGCAACAUGCUCUAAGGGCCUGAAAAUGCAGAAUUGAGAGCUAAGAACUUAUUGCUGCUUUGCCCAGCAGUCGUCCUUUGUGGUUUCAACUGUUCCUUGCCUGGGUUUCCACUUCUGUAAAAUAGAACUCUGAAUGCUUUCCUACCUCACAGGCAUGUAGCGAGAAUUGAUUUCUUUUCAUGUAAAGUAAAAUGCAAUUGCUCUAUAAAAUCUUGCAUCUUAGGCUUUUGAUAAGGUAAUUUUACAGCAUUUCCCUUCAGUUCAACAACACAGUAGUGGUUUAGCUAAGGGAAGAAUCUGCCCUAAGGUGUAUUCUAUCUAUUCACUCAUGUCUAAAAGUUUCACUAGUAAUCAGUUUUAAUUUUCAUCUUAUUGCAAUUUCAUCUUAUUGUACAUAGGGUCAGGGAACCUCUUUUUAUAGUUAAACUGUAACCACACCUUGUUAUGCAAAGUGCAAUUACUUUGAAUGAAACAAAUAAAGUGUUCUUUAAACAGU
Molecule: messenger RNA, 3013 nt
Organism: Pelodiscus sinensis (Chinese soft-shelled turtle)
Lineage: Eukaryota; Metazoa; Chordata; Testudines; Trionychidae
Product: alpha-N-acetylgalactosaminidase-like
Biological process (GO): glycoside catabolic process; oligosaccharide metabolic process
Cellular component (GO): cytoplasm
Molecular function (GO): alpha-galactosidase activity
Source: RefSeq, a predicted model, not a curated record